Molecule: messenger RNA, 963 nt
Organism: Fonsecaea multimorphosa CBS 102226
Lineage: Eukaryota; Fungi; Ascomycota; Eurotiomycetes; Chaetothyriales; Herpotrichiellaceae
Exons: 3
Coding region: 1-963 (320 amino acids)
Biological process (GO): regulation of DNA-templated transcription
Molecular function (GO): DNA-binding transcription factor activity, RNA polymerase II-specific; zinc ion binding
Source: RefSeq, a predicted model, not a curated record
AUGAAGCCUGGCAAUACCACCAGUGGCCUGUCUCCACCUUCUACCGCUUCUCCCGGUGGUGUCACCAAAAGUACCUCGUUGCCCAUUUCACGCUCAACCAAUUCGGCGUGGGAGAAACCUGAACGCGCUCGAACCAGUCACGCUUGCGAACCAUGUCGCGAGCGAAAGACAAAGUGUGAUGGCUCUAGGCCUGCAUGUCGAAGGUGUCUUCACACCGGCACCACUUGCUACUAUGGCUACGGCAAGGGAUGGAGGAAACGGAAAUUGCUGACAGCGUCCCCCCACGCUUCUAGGACCGCAGAGGACCUCACGGCAACCUCGCGCCGUUUGGCACGGUAUGAGAGCCUUCUCAAUGAGAUCAUACCAAUGGUCUCGCCAGAGGUACGAGCCUUGAUCGAGGAUGCACGCGACAACGAUACGGGCGCGUCAAAUAAUGGCUCCGAGACGGCGGAAACAGAGCAAAAUCUUCUGCCGCCUGCUUUGCUCAAGGUCGAGUCGACCAUGUCGGGAUCGGGCGGCCGCAUCAUCCUGCCGCUCCCGGUACCUAGCCCGCAUGUCCCGGCAGCGUCCCGCUCAUCUACGUCGUCGGGGACAUUUGAUUCAGUUGUUCCGCCGCCCACGAUUGCGAGCACAGGUCCAGGAUCUACCGUCCAGACAUCGUCACGACUGUCGCCCGAGUCUAACAAUUCGGGGACUCGAUUGCCAUCCAUCACGGCUGAGGGCCUUCUGAUUGAAACCGGACUCAGAGAUCGGUCGCCCACAAGUCUACACCCGGUUGGAAGUUAUGGACAAGACCGUCUGGGAGCGCCGCCAACCUCUCCGACCAGUCACACGUCCCUUGGAGGUGCGUUGACCACACCACAUCCUGGACCUUCAGAUACUGACCCGCGGAGAAGAGACUAUUCGGUCCCCACAGUUUUCCCCUGGCUAAAAUCCAACGAAGCCGCAGCAGUCCGCAAUUGA